Messenger RNA from Pediculus humanus corporis (human body louse), 1167 nucleotides. RefSeq names its product aldose-1-epimerase, putative. The transcript is spliced from 9 exons. The record is from RefSeq and is a predicted model, not a curated record. Gene Ontology annotation, biological process: glucose metabolic process; beta-D-galactose catabolic process via UDP-galactose, Leloir pathway. Gene Ontology annotation, molecular function: carbohydrate binding; aldose 1-epimerase activity. NCBI's taxonomy places the organism in Eukaryota, Metazoa, Arthropoda, Insecta, Psocodea, Pediculidae. Bases 1 to 1167 code for a protein of 388 amino acids.
AUGAAUUCGAAAUUAUCGGCCGAAGACGAAGUCGAGGGUGAAGUUUUAUUUUUACCACAGUGUCCAAAACCCGUUGACAUAGAUGAUGGAAUUCAAAGAGAUAUAAAAAUAACACAAGAAAUAUUUGGAGUGAUAACUCAAUAUGGUAACGAUUUCGAAGUCAUGAGAUUUACACUUAAGAACACAUUACCCAAUGGUAUAAAAGUUCAAGUUAUGUCUUUAGGAGCUGCUUUGGUCGGUGUCAUUGCUCCCGAUCGAAAAGGAGUGUAUAAAGAUGUCGUUUUGGGAUUCGAUUCCGUCAACAUUUAUUAUUCCCCGUUAAAUCCGGGAUUUGGAAGAGUCACGUCUCUAUGUCCUCUUCCCUACAAUCUCGAAAAGGUUGUUUGGGAUUGGGAUUUCGAUAGGGAUGAAGGUUCCGUCACGUUCAGUACAAAUUUUUACAGGAUAGAUUUAAUAUUAAGCGUAAAAUAUUCAUUAAACGUUUGCAACGAAAUAAUAGUGGAUUUGCAAGCUUGCGGUUCGAAAAUUGUACCCAUAAGUUUAACGAGUCAAGUUUAUUGGAACAUGGCGGGUCAUUCGAAGGGUGAAAAAGAAUUACGUAAACACGUUCUAUCGAUUAAUUCCGACACGAUAUGGAAACAUUAUAAUCACAAGUUGAAAAAUUUUUAUCCAAUACACGAAACGGUUUUGGAUUUUCGACAACCGACAUUCAUGGACAACCCAGAAAUAUUCGGGAGUAAAAAAUUCGAACACGUUUUCGUGUUGACAAAAGGAUGCGAAGAAAGAGUCGGAUUCGCCGUACGUUUGAUACAUCCAAGAACUUGCAGAUACGUUGAAAUAUUCACGGAUCAACCUUGGAUACUUUGCAACACGAAAGAUUGGGAUCUUAAGGUAUGCGACGAUGAAGAAGAUGAUUUUGAUUAUGGUGAAUGUAGCGAAGAUGAAUCGGAUAUAGAUCCCUGUGCGACGGAACAAGUUGACGAAUUCCAGGACGAAUUGGAUGAAAUUCCGGGAAAGGGAAAAGCAUUGUAUAGAAAAUUCGGUUCUUUUUGCGUGACGCCUCUGAGUGAUCUCUCCGGUUACGAUCCUAUACUUCGGGCCGGUAAACAUUAUUCACACAGGAUAAUUUACAAGGUGAAUAUGCCGGAGGUCAGGUUGACGACAUAA